CUUUCCUUCGUGCGUGUUAUCUCUCUGAGCCACAUGCCGACACUUACAUAACUGUUGACCAAGUCUCUCUUCCUUCUUUAUCAAAUCAUGCAACCUUCAAGAACAAGAGUUUCAUUUUUUGAAACAGGAGAGACCAUGAAGCAAAGAAAGAAGAGUUAUCUCUCAAUCUUCGUGAUCUUCUUCUCUCUUUUCUUCUUCGGGAUCUUCAUGUACAAUGACAACCUCAAAUCCUCCAUUGCUGACUUCACAUCUUCGAACCCAUUCUCUAGUUCAUUUGUGGAGUUGCCGCCGGAUGAGUGUGAUCUGUUCACCGGUCAAUGGGUUUUCGACAACAAGACAUAUCCAUUGUAUAAAGAAGAAGAGUGUGAGUUCUUGACGGAGCAAGUGACUUGUUUAAGAAACGGAAGGAAAGAUUCUUUGUUUCAGAAUUGGAGAUGGCAACCUAGAGACUGUUCUUUACCAAAAUUCAAUGCAAGAGUGUUGUUAGAGAAGCUGAGGAACAAGAGAUUGAUGUUUGUCGGUGACUCGUUAAACCGGAACCAAUGGGAAUCAAUGGUUUGUUUGGUUCAAUCAGUGAUUCCUCCCGGUAGAAAAAGCUUAAACCAGACCGGUUCACUCACUGUUUUCAAAAUCCAGGACUAUAACGCGACGGUGGAGUUUUAUUGGGCGCCAUUUUUGGUGGAAUCAAAUUCAGACGAUCCGGAAAAGCACAGUAUAAUCGACCGUAUAAUAAUGCCAGAGUCCAUCGAGAAGCAUGGAGUCAACUGGAUAGGCGUUGACUUUCUUGUCUUCAAUAGUUACAUCUGGUGGAUGAAUACUGUCUCCAUCAAAGUCCUACGUGGAUCGUUCGAUGAUGGGGACACAGAGUAUGAUGAGAUCAAACGGCCAAUAGCGUACGAGAGGGUGUUGAGGACAUUGGGAGAUUGGGUGGACCAUAACAUUGAUCCUCUAAGUACAACUGUUUUCUUCAUGAGCAUGUCUCCUCUUCACAUCAAGAGCUCAGAUUGGGCUAAUCCUGAGGGUAUAAGGUGUGCUUUAGAGACAACACCGAUCUUGAACAUGUCUUUCAACGUGGCUUACGGGCAGUUUUCCGCGGUGGGGACGGAUUACAGGCUGUUUCCGGUGGCGGAAAACGUUACACAGUCUCUAAAAGUUCCUAUUCAUUUCCUCAACAUUACUGCAUUGUCUGAGUAUCGUAAAGAUGCACAUACUUCGGUUUACACGAUCAAGCAAGGCAAGUUGCUGACGCGGGAGCAGCAAAACGAUCCAGCCAAUUUUGCUGAUUGCAUACACUGGUGCUUACCAGGCCUUCCUGAUACAUGGAAUGAGUUUCUCUAUACACAUAUUAUUUCUCGAAGAUGAGAUUCUUUCAUCCUCUUUUUUGGUUUAAAAAAAUUCUUGUGAUGUAUAUAGGACAGAGAUUCAAGGGAUUUGAAGUUAGCCAAGUAAGGCUAAAAAUUUGUU
Arabidopsis thaliana (thale cress) is the source of this 1464-nucleotide messenger RNA. It is a transcript of the gene TBL28, whose product is annotated as TRICHOME BIREFRINGENCE-LIKE 28. Bases 88 to 1362 code for a protein of 424 amino acids. Gene Ontology annotation, molecular function: transferase activity; O-acetyltransferase activity. Lineage: Eukaryota; Viridiplantae; Streptophyta; Magnoliopsida; Brassicales; Brassicaceae. The transcript has 5 exons. Gene Ontology annotation, cellular component: membrane. The record is from RefSeq and is marked reviewed.